AUGGCGGAGAAAUAUCUAAGACAGAUCUACUACGAUCCAGAAAGCCCCGCAAGUUUUGGUGGCGUAGAUUCCGUUUAUCGCGCCGUGAAAAACGAAGGGAAAUAUGAGAUAUCGCGGAAUAAAAUACGCCAAUGGUUACAAAAGCAAGAUGCCUAUUCAUUGCAUAAACCUGUCAGAUAUCGCUUCAGGCGUAACCGUGUUGUAGUUGGAGCCAUGGAUGAUGAGUGGGAGGCAGACUUAGUCAUUAUGGAUUCAUUAAGUCAACAGAAUAAUGGGUACAAGUACGUUUUAACUGUUAUUGAUGUACUCAGCAAAUAUGCGUGGGUUGAAGUGAUAAAAGCAAAAACUGGGAACAAUCUUGUCAAAGCCUUUGAGAAAAUAAUCAAGAAAGGCCGUAAACCGAAAAUGUUUCACACUGAUAAGGGGACGGAGUUUAUCAAUAGACAGUUUCAAACCUUUUUGAAGAAACAUGGCAUUCGAUUUUUUACGACGUACAACGAAACCAAGGCAUCGAUUGUUGAAAGGUUUAAUCGUACGCUCAAGACGAAAAUGUGGAAAUACUUUACAGCGAACAAUACGCUCAAGUACGUUGACAUUCUCCAGAAACUGGUCAAAUCUUAUAAUCAUUCUCGACAUUGUAGUAUUGGUAUGAGACCGGUAGAUGUGAAUAAAAGUAACGAGAAUAUUGUGUGGCAAACACUCUACGGGAAGGAGUCGAAAAAAUCAAUCCAGUUUAAGUUUAACAUUGGGGACCAAGUCCGGAUUAGCAAAGCAAAGCGAACAUUUAAGAAAGGAUACUUGCCCAAUUGGACUGAAGAAGUGUUCACGGUAACGAAACGCGUGCCUCAACGACCGCCUGUUUACAAGAUUGCAGAUUAUGACGGUGAAGAACUGGAAGGAACAUUUUACGAGCAGAAACUUCAGAAAGUCAACAAAUCAGACAGUGACUAUUAUAGAGUAGAAAAAGUAAUAAGAUCACGCAUGCGUAAUAAACGUAAAGAGUAUUAUGUAAAAAAUGGUUGGGUUACCCUGACAAGUUUAAUUCUUGGGUACCAGCAGAGAGUGUAA
Messenger RNA from Paramuricea clavata, 1068 nucleotides. The record is from the annotation of a GenBank genome assembly. NCBI's taxonomy places the organism in Eukaryota, Metazoa, Cnidaria, Anthozoa, Malacalcyonacea, Plexauridae.